Onychostoma macrolepis is the source of this 1280-nucleotide messenger RNA. RefSeq names its product aprataxin (gene aptx). Gene Ontology annotation, molecular function: double-stranded RNA binding; mismatched DNA binding; protein binding. Gene Ontology annotation, biological process: double-strand break repair; single strand break repair. The record is from RefSeq and is a predicted model, not a curated record. Bases 71 to 1189 code for a protein of 372 amino acids. Lineage: Eukaryota; Metazoa; Chordata; Actinopteri; Cypriniformes; Cyprinidae. Gene Ontology annotation, cellular component: nucleus. The transcript is spliced from 9 exons.
GGUGUGAGCACAGCGCUGUAUUUGACCGGUAGGUGGCAGUAAAUGCGCUUCUGUUUGUUAGUCGACGUCCAUGAAGAAGAUUGUGUGUCAUGUGCUGCAGUGUUUUGUUUUCAACGGCAACACUUUCUGCUCUAGAUACAUUACACCAGCAGGGGAGAUGCCUGUGUGCUUUCUAGUAAGUGAAGAUGAUUCACAUAAACCCAUCCAGCUUCAUCACCAACAAUCCGUGACUCUGGGUCGAGGGCCACAAACUAGGAUCAAAGACAAAAAGUGCUCAAGAGAACAAGUUGAAUUGAGAGCUGAUUGCAACAGAGGAUUUAUCACUGUUAAACAGUUGGGUGUCAAUCCUACAAAUGUGGAUAAUGUGGUUGUGGGCAAAGGCAAUCAGGUGACCGUAAAGCCAGGCCAGAGACUUUCCAUGGUCAAUCAGCAGUAUCCUUACACAGUCAAGUUCACUGAGGACACAUCCACACCCAGAUCUGCCGCAGAGCUGAGCAAACCUUCAAAAAGAGCCCAUCGGAUGAGCUCCGAGGGGAACGGAGAGAAGAUCAAGAGCCCUGCAAACACAACAUCAGACCAUCACAGAAUGUCAGACGAUUCACCUCCGCCAAAAAAGACACUGCCAUCUGGAUCUGAUAAAUCUGAAUCUGCUGGCCAUUGGAGCCAAGGGCUUAAAGUGUCAAUGCAGGACCCUAAGAUGCAGGUGUAUAAAGAUGAGAGGGUUGUGGUCAUCAAGGACAAGUACCCAAAGGCGCGGUACCACUGGCUGGUGCUGCCGUGGGACUCCAUCUCUAGUCUGAAGGCUCUGCGCUCGGAGCACGUGGAGCUGCUCAAACACAUGCAGCGUGUGGGAGAUCAGAUGCUGCAGCAGUGCCCUGAUGCUCACAAACUGCGCUUCCGUCUGGGAUAUCACGCCAUCCCCAGCAUGAGUCAUGUCCACCUGCACGUAAUCAGCCAAGACUUUGACUCGCCGUGUUUGAAGAACAAGAAACACUGGAAUUCCUUCACUACUGACUAUUUUGUGGAUUCUCGAGAUGUCAUUGCGAUGCUGGAGCAUGAUGGGAAAGUGACCGUGAAAGAAGGCACUAGUGAUUUACUGAAGCUGCCUCUGCGCUGUCACUUGUGUCGUAAAGAGCAGCCCACGAUACCUAAACUAAAAGAACAUCUCAAAACUCACCUGCCUUCUUAAAUCUGUAUUUAAUCUGUUAAAAAUCUGUCAAAUUACAAUUCAUUUGUUAAACCGCCCAUUGAAUCUUUUAGUAAAUUCAAUUUGUUCUGGA